Molecule: messenger RNA, 1496 nt
Organism: Cylas formicarius (sweet potato weevil)
Lineage: Eukaryota; Metazoa; Arthropoda; Insecta; Coleoptera; Brentidae
Product: beta-1,3-galactosyltransferase 5-like
Exons: 4
Coding region: 195-1295 (366 amino acids)
Cellular component (GO): membrane
Molecular function (GO): hexosyltransferase activity
Source: RefSeq, a predicted model, not a curated record
GCUAGUUUUGGUUAACAUUGUAGACUAUGCCUUGAAGUGACGUGUGUCAUUACCUCCGAUGGCAUGGCUAUGUGUACUAUUAUAACCUGUGUUUCUAGUUAAGGAUUGUACAGAAUCUGCAGAUUGCAAACGUCAUGUCGCUAAAACGUCUGGCCAUCCACAGAAGUUCGUUAUUUUUAUCUACUUAAAUUGGCAUGGGGGUGCCAUGGCUAGCCCAAGUGCGUUUUUUGCACUUGGCGAUAUUUGCCUUCACGGUGCUCUCGGUAUUCGUUUGUGUUUCAUACAUAAAUACAUCUACCUUAAGGACUACAGCAUCACCUUUAAAAUCCUACCUUGCCGAACUUCAAAUGGGCCAAGGUAACAUUAGUUUAUCCGCUGGCCAUAAUGGUUCGUCUGAGGCGCCCCCGCAAUCUCAAAUUAUUUCGCAGUCGAAUCAUACGAACAAUACUCGUCCAGUAUUGGAUUUAACUAGAGGCGUUCCCGCCGAGCUCAUAUACGAAGCUGGUCACAUAGAUGUAAGUUCCAAUAUCUGUCCCGACUUGGGAAAGAACCUGAAGCUGCUGAUAACGAUAACGUCAGCACCAACUCACGACAGUGCCAGAGACGCAAUCAGGCAAACGUGGGGUUCUUUCGCCAGACGAAAAGAUGUCGCUAUAGCGUUCAUGUUGGGUUCCAUACAAAACGAGACUAUAAACAAAAAAUUAGCCGAAGAACAGCAGUUAUACGGUGAUAUUAUUAGAGGAAAGUUCGUUGACACGUAUGACAAUCUCACUUUGAAAACAAUUUCCAUUUUGGAGUGGGUCGAUGAUUACUGUUCGAAAGCAGCUUUUGUACUUAAAACCGACGACGAUAUGUUUAUAAAUGUACAGCGUCUUCUCGCAUUCGUCACGAAACACAAGUCAGAACAGAAAAUCAUAUACGGACGGUUAGCCAAGAAAUGGAAACCAAUUAGGAAUAAGAAAUCGAAGUAUUACAUAUCGCCACAGCAGUAUAAGCCUCCCGUUUUUCCAGAUUUCACAACAGGUCCCGCUUAUUUAUUACCGGGGAAUUUAGCGAAGCCCUUGUAUUUGUCGGCAUUGAACCAUACAUAUCUCAAACUGGAGGACGUGUUUUUGACCGGAAUCGUAGCGAACGGCCUUAAAAUCAAACGAGUUCACGCCCCGGAGUUUUUGAACAAAAGGGUUUCCUUCACCCCGUGUAAUGUACAAAAGGAAAUAAGUAUUCACAUGGUUAAAAGUACCGAACAAUACGACCUGUGGAAAAAACUGCACGACGUUGCAAAGUGUAAAAAGUGAUCGACAGGUUAUUUAAUUUCGAACAAAAACUAAACACAAAAGAUUCGUCUCAAUUAGUUUUCGUUGUUUAACUGUAGUUAAUUAUUGUUAACAGUAUUUAUUUCGUUUAAAUUAUUUCAGUUGAGAAUAUUGUAUACCUUUAAAAGGACGGAAGAACAUAUUACAAAUGAAUAAAACUAUUUUAUAGAACAGAAAUAUAUA